AUGGUUGAAUCAAAAAGAUACUCAUCUUCAUCUACAGAUACUGCUAGUGUUAGUGAUUCACCAGAAUCAAAUACUCCAGCGAAUAAAUCACCUAACCAUUCUAAGGUGAAUGUUUCUGCAGCAAAUCAUCGUCCACAUUAUCCAAUUGAAUCAGAUCAAAAUACUUUAGAUUUAAAUUCUAUAAUUAUGAAUAAGAAAUCUCAUUUAUCAUCUGUUCAUAAUAUAACAACUAUCAAACCGAUAGAAAAUAACAGUAAUAAACAUAUUUCUGAAAUGAAACAAAAUAAUAUUAAUUCAAUAAAUGAUUAUCAUGGUUUAUCAUCAUUGAAUAAAGAUAUACAUAUUCAUACUGAUCAUAAUAAUAAUAAUAAUAAUGAUAAAUUAAAAUUAAAUAAUUAUACUAUAGGAUCGAUUACACAAUUACAUUAUGAUGGUUGUGAAACAAAAGUGAAUGAUCCACCAAAACGUGAAGCCAAACAAAACAGUAUUAUAACAAUUUUUACGAUAUGGAAUACAAUAAUGGGUACAUCGAUUUUGGUAAUGCCAUGGGCUAUACAACAAGCUGGUUUCGCUUUGGGUAUAUUUUUAAUUAUAUUUGUCGCAUUCAUUGCUUGGUAUUGUGGUUAUCUUGUAUUGAAAGCAACAGAAGAUUUGAAAAUUAUACAAAAUACUCGUUCAUCUGCUGACUUGGAGUUUACAGACGUAUGUCAAUAUCAUUUAGGAAAACCUGGUUACAUUUUGGCAAUCUCAUUUUCUAUGUUAGCUCUUUUUGGCGCAAUUAUAGUCUAUUAUGUUUUAAUGUGUAAUUUCCUAUAUUACACUGGAGAUUUUAUUUACAAUAAAGUAAAUAACGUGAAUAAUUCACAUUUAGAUCAAACAUUCACAUUGUGGAAUAAAACAUAUACAGGUGCUACAUGUUCCAACUUACCAUCUAUCCAAAAUGAAGAUCAUGGAAAUAUUACAACACCUUCCUUGAAUUAUGGUCAUAAAGCAUUUAACAAUCCAUUAAACACUAACCAUAUUUCUAUUUAUAAUCGUUUAUGGUCAAAAACUCGUACUGUUCCAGCAUGGCUUUUAAUAAUUGUUGUUCCAUUGAUUUCUAUUAAGUCACCUACAUUUUUAAGUAAAUUCAAUGCACUUGGUACUAUUUGUGUAUUCUAUCUGGUCAUAUUGGUUUGUUUGAAAGCUGGUCAAUGGGGAAUAAAUAUGGAUUUUUCAUCUAAACAUCCUUAUAGAAUUGUACCUCAAGCACAAACUACAUUCAUUAGUUUAACUGGUAUAUGUUCACUGGCAUUUUUCUGUCACAAUACUUUGCAUACAUUAACACGUAAUCAAAAACGACCGGAGAAUAAUACACGAGAUGUGGCUAUUGCAUUUCUUCUAGUAGCAGCUACUUAUUUGUCUAUCGGUUUAAUAUUCUAUUGUACUUUUCCAUUAGCCAAAUCAUGUAUUGAAGAUAAUCUUUUGAAUAAUCUAGUAACCGAUAUACCAGUAUUUAUUGGUCGUUUCUUUUCACUUCUACAAAUGUUCACUGUAUUUCCAAUGAUUCUUUAUGUUUUACGUGUACAAAUUAUGACUGCUAUAUUCAAAACACCAUAUCCAGGAUUUAUUCAUGUUACUGUAUUACAUGUGUUUGUUCUUGGACUAUCAUUAACGUUUUCAAUGUUAAUGCCGAGUAUUGGUACUAUAAUUCGAUUUAGUGGUUCAUUAUGUGGUCUAGUAUAUAUGUUUACACUUCCACCAUUAAUUUAUUUACUUAAUAAACGUACAUUAAAUCGUUUACAAAAUGAAAGUCAUAUUAAAAUAUCAGAAAUUCAUUCAGAGAAAUUAUUAAAUAAUAAUCAUAUCAAUGGAAUGAAUAAUCAUAAUCAUAAUCAUAAUCAUGAAAAAUCAAUAAAUGAUCAUAUAUUAUUUAAUGAAUUACAAAUUGAUAAUCAUAAUGAUACAAUAUCAAUGAUAAAAAUUAAAUUAUUAUCAGAAUAUGAUAUAAUCAAAUAUUGGUUAAUUGUUUCUAUUCAUAUAUUUAUUAUGUUAUUAGGAUUAUUAAAUUUUAUUGGACAAUUUACUGUAUUUUUUAUUGGAACUAAUAAAAAACAAAUUAUUUCAUAGUUAAAUGUAAACAUUCAUACACACAUACACACACACCUACAUGGAUACGCACAAAUAUAUAAUAAAUACAUUCUAAUAUUUAAUCUUUUAAAUCACACACAUACAUAUACACACGAACAAGCAAACAUAGAUACGCAUGGAUACGCACAAAUACAUACAAUACUUUCUAAUAUCUAAUCUUUUAAUUCAUUAUUACAUAGCUGCCUCUAUUAUAUUACAUAAUCAUUAUGUACUCAUGUAAUCAUUGAUGAAUAGAUAGAAUCCCAAGUAGUUUAUUUAUAUUUAGUCAUUUAAUGAUUCGUUCUCAUUUGUCAAAUGAUUUUUAAUUAAUAUUAAUUAUUAUUUAAUAUACACAUCAGUAUUCAAUUGAUCUUAAAGUAAGAUUAUAAUUAUGAAGAGAAAACAAGUGAACUGUUUUUUAUUCUGAUAUUUAUAUACAUUUGUUUCUAUGUAUUUAUCUGUGUAUCUGUGUAGAUUAGGCGCC
Messenger RNA from Schistosoma spindalis, 2593 nucleotides. The record is from the annotation of a GenBank genome assembly. Lineage: Eukaryota; Metazoa; Platyhelminthes; Trematoda; Strigeidida; Schistosomatidae.